AUGCCGUCUGCCUUCCCUAUCUCCUAUACUAACCCUGGCACUGCGGAACAACAAAUUAUGUAUGAGAUGCUUCCUUAUUCUAUUCUGAGAGAAUUAAGGAAAGCCAUUACUGAUUCUGGCCUGAAAUCCUCUUAUGUGGUAGGGAUGCUGGAGGGAAUAGCAACUGGUUAUACAAUGCUACCUCAAGAUUGGAAAGAUCUGAUGCGCAUGCUUUUAUCCCCGGCUCAGUAUGUGGUUUUUGAAAGUGAAUUUAAGCAUUGCGCAGUAGCCCUGGCUGAUCCACAGCAUUCAGCCAACCAACUCUUUGGUGCUGGUCCGUAUGAUAAUAUACCAGCCCAGGCGCAAUUGACACCUUUACAUUUUAGUCGCACCGCGACCUGUGUGCAAUGCGCCUUUCGCAAAGUCCCUGUCUCAGGGCAACCGCUUAGCUCCUUUGUUAAUAUUAAGCAACAACAUUCGGAGCCCUACCAUCAAUUUAUAGAUAGAUUGAAAGAAUCAGUGACUAGGCAGAUUGAUAACACUACAGCUCAGAAUGAAUUGAUGAAAAAAUUGGCUUUUGAAAAUGCAAACACUGAUUGCAAGAAGGUGUUGCAGUCGAUCAUACAUCGCCCUAAAUAUGACCUGGCCGAUAUGAUUCAAGCCUGUGCAGAUGUUGGCAGCCAGAGUCAUGCGAUGUCUUUGCUUGCCGGUGCCAUCCAGGCUGGCAAUAAGCCCACGGGCAAUUGCUUCAAUUGCAAACACCCAGGUCAUUUUGCUAAACAAUGCAGAGCCCCUGGCGGGGGUGCAAACAGGAAUGGUAAAGCCCAUAAGGCUAAGCCUUCCAAGAAAUGCCCGAAAUGCGGUAAAGGCUAUCAUUGGGCAAAUCAGUGCAGGAGUUCGGGAAACUCCAUGGUGGCCCAGCUCUUGGGCCAGGACAAAUAGAGAGCCCUCCGCCGUUAGUCUCCACUAUUAAAACCUUCUCAAAGGAUACACGCUCUGAUUUUACCAUCGACUUAAUCAAUCAAGAAACCAAAGACACUGUUUUACCUGGUGAAAUUGUGCUUAUGCCCACCCAAUUGACGGGCCCACUACCACUUAAAGUCUCAGGUUUAAUUUUACCCAAAUUUUCUGCAGCCAAAGAAGGAAUCCAGGUUAUUCCAGGAGUCCUGGAUCCUGACUAUGUGGGCACAAUAAUGGUUCAACUUUGGAGCCAUAUGCCCAUGCAGUUAAAGAAGGGUGAGUCCUGGGCACAUUUGGUGGUGCUCCCUUCUCACCCUACUGUUUCUAUUAUGGAUAGUAAUUUGCACGAGCUCUCUCCUUUUCCCCCACAGCUGUUAGCUGUAAUCCAGCGGACUGGUGAACAGAAGCUUCUUCGUAAGUAUAAAAUCAAUGGUACAGUUCUGGAAGGCUUGAUUGACACGGGCGCAGACAUUUCUGUAAUUUCCAGUAGUUGCUAGGACCCCACGUGGCCCCUUGAGUCUGCCUCUGCAGUUUGGGGUGUAGGUGGACCUCAAACCUCUUCCAAAAGCGUACAGUGGCUGCCUGUUUCUCUGCCUGAUAGCUCUGAAACCAUUGCAUAUAUCCAGCCCUGUGUGCUGAAAAUCCACCUCAAUCUGUGGGGCAGAGACUUACUACAACAAUUACAAGCUACCAUUCAAUUAAAUGAGUAAGCUUGCACUUCCCCUCAAUUGGAAGUCAACCACCCCGGUAUGGGUAGAACAAUGGCCCAUGACAGGGGAAAAGCUACUUGCUUUAAAAGAACUGGUGAAUCAACAAUUAUCGGCAGACCAUAUAGAGUCUUCAGUUAGCCCCUAUAAUAUCCCAUCUUCGUCAUAAAAAAGAAGAGUGGGAAAUGGAGAUUUCUCCAGGAUUUAAGGAAAAUUAAUGAAAUCCUUGAACCCAUGGGGCCUUUGCAGUGUGGUCUGCCUAAUCCAAAUGUAAUCCCACAUUCUUAUCAAUUGGCUAUCAUAGAUUUGCAAGAUUGUUUCUUCUCCAUCCCCCUACAGGAGAAGGAUCGUAAAUUCUUUGUUUUCACUGUUCCUGUGUUAAAUAACAGCCAGCCCACGGAACGGUAUCAAUGGAAAGUCCUACCGCAAGGAAUGCUGAAUUCCCCUACCAUGUGCCAACAAUACAUCAGCCAUGGCACACCCUGUUGCUUAAGCCGUUUGUCGAUCAUAUUACCCAAAAAGCAUCAUCUGUCUCGCUCUCGAUAUCGCCGCUCUAUUGAAUUGACUAAUGAUUGUGAUGCUUUUGUCUCUCUUCCCAGUAGGUCUGAAUAUAUUUCUUUAGCUGUUUCUCUCUUAGGAGUCCCUGGAUUGGCUGUACGGAAUCGUAUGACCAUUAAUUCUUUAGCUUGUUCUGCAGCAAAAGCCCUGAAUUUUACCUCUCAAGCUCUUCACCUUUUAAAUAAAGAACAGAGUGAACUCCAGCAUGGUCUUCUGCAAAACCGCACUGCUAUCGAUUAUUUAUUGAUGCUUCAUCAUUAUGGCUGUGAACAAGUGGAUGACAUGUGUUGUUUCAAUAUUACUGAUAAUUCUAAAGCCAUUCAAAGCCAAAUCUCUCAUUUGCAAAAUCUUACACACCACAUUAAACAGGACGUUGGAUUUUCUGGCCUCUGGGAUUCAUUCACCCAGUGGCUCACCGGUUGGUUGCCAAACCUGAACUGGCUUCGUAAUCUCUUUCAAUAUGCCAUUGUCAUAAUAUGUAUAUUAAUUUUGCUAUGUUGCUUCCUCCAAUGCAUUCCUGGACUCAUAAGUCUUUUGUCUCGGCUUCUCUCUCCCCCUCAGCCACCCAAUAAAAUCAUUGCUGCCUACUUUGCGAAGUGGCAGCACCAGCAGUAAACAUUAGGGGAGAUGUGGGCAGACUUAUUUCGGGCAUGCGCUGGCAUACCACGUAUCCCGAAGUAUUUCUGUCCCGUCAACCCUGGCGAACUUAUUUCGGGCACGCGCUGGCAUACCACGUAUCCCGAAGUAUUUUUGUCUUAUUCACCCAGAACACCUCGCAAAUAAGAAAAGAAAGGGGGAGAUGAAGGGAAGCUUUGCUUCUGCACAUGACUGUGGCAUGAUGGGAAGUUUUGCUUCUAAGCUUUUCUUCUGCACAUGCUGCACAAACCGUAUGCUGCACAAACCAUACUAAUACUAAGACAUUCCCUCACCACCCUAGAAUGUUCAGUUCAUAUUGAGUUCAUGAAAACAUUAUACUCUGACCUGUUCUUAAUGCAUAGUUGACCACAUUUACGGAACGCGAUUGUUAUGUUCUUUCAUGUCAUGAUCAAUCAUUAGUAAUUGUUUAAGUCUUGCUAUAUCAAUCAUUAUAAUUUAAUUAGGAGGUUUCAUGCCUGUCUAGUUCUGUGCUCCCUUUCCCAACCUUUAAUCUAUUGGUGAUUAAUGUAACCUUUGCUUUGUACUUGUGUUAACCAAUCAGCAAUAAGCACAUAUGUGGCAAAUGCUGUAAUAUUCAAUAAAAGGGACUCUCCGAGACUUGCUCGAGAGAUGCCUCCCAUAUGACACCUUGCCAUUCGUCUGUCGUUUAUUUCAACCCAACAGAAAUGAAGGACACCCUACUUGCACCAUUGAAAGAAGUAAUGAACAACAUACUAAUAAGAAAGGAAAUACGUGGAAGGAAGCUUAUAUAACUUUUAUUCCUAAACAAGAUUCCGAUUUGUCCCAAGUUAAAAAUUAUAGGCCUAUUUCGCUUUUAAACAAUGAUUAUAAAUUAUUUGCAAGUAUACUAGCAAAUAGAAUGAAAAAGGUUUUAAAAGAAUUAAUACAUAAGGAUCAAGCAGGGUUUCUUCCAGGCAGACAGAUGAAAGAUAACAUAAGAAACAUAAUCAAUAUAAUUGAAUGUCUGACUGCCAGGAGUGAUAAACAAGCAAUGUUAAUAUUUGUGGAUGCGGAAAAGGCUUUUGAUAAUAUUUCAUGGGAAUUUAUGUUAAAGAAUCUAGAAAUGAUGGACAUGGGACAAACGUUUUUAAAUGGUAUUAAGGCAAUAUAUACGGAGCAAAGAGCAAAAUUAAUAGUUAACAAUGUGACAACUGAAAAUAUUGCAAUAACGAAAGGUACAAGACAGGGGUGUCCUCUUUCACCAUUGUUAUUCAUCGUAGUGCUGGAGGUUUUACUUAAGACGAUAAGAAAUAAUGAACAAAUAAAAGGUGUGUCAGUGGGAUGUAAGGAAUAUAAAGUCAAGGCUUUUGCCGAUGACUUGGUUAUUACUGUGGAGGAUACCAUAAAUUCAGUAAUAGAAGUGUUGAAAGAGAUACCAUAUUUUUUGCACCAUAACACUCACUUUUUUCCUCCUAGAAAGUAAGGGGAAAUGUCUGUGCGUGUUAUGGAGGGAAUGCCUACGGGUGGCAUGCCUACGGAUUUUCCUCCUCUAAAAACUACGUGCGUGUUAUGGUUGGGUGCGUGUUAUAGAGCGAAAAAUACGGUAGAUCAGUUUGGUCAAGUGGCAGGAUUCAAACUGAAUAAGAAAAAUAAUUGUCAAAAAUAUGGACCAAGAAAUAAUGGAUAAAAUGCAGCAACAAGUAGAGAUGGAAGUAGUUUAAAAAGUGAAAUAUUUAGGAGUGUGGUUGACCCCCAAGAGUAUUGAUUUAUUUCAGAAUAAUUAUACGCUAAUUUGGAACAAGAUUAAAAGAGACGUUGAGGUGUGGGGAAGAAUGAAACUGUCAUUUUGGGGAAGAAUUGCAAAAAUUAAGAUGAAUGUGCUACCGAAAUUACUAUUUCUGUUUCAAACAAUUCCAAUAAUCAAAGGGGCAGCAAUUUUUAAAGAAUGGCAAAGAGUAAUUUCAAGGUAUAUCUGGCAGGGUAAGAAGCAGAGAAUAAAGUUUAAGUUAUUGACAGAUGCAAAAGAAAGAGGAGGCUGUGCCCUGCCAGACUUGAAAUUAUAUUAUGAAGCGCCAUGCCUCUGUUGGUUGAAGGAAUGGAUGAAAUUAGAAAAUACAGAAUUGUUAGAUUUGGAAGGUUUUGAUAAUAGAUUUGGGUGGCAUGCAUAUUUGUGGUAUGACAAGAAACGUGUACAUAAAGGUUUUGAAAACCAUGUAAUACAAAGGUCUCUUAUAGAAGUCUGGGAGAGGUAUAAAAAUUUAUUGGAGUCAAAAACUCCAUAUUGGUUAUCGCCAUUGGAGGCAAUGAGUGUAAAGAAAAUUAAUAUGAGGGGGGGUUGGCAACAUAUGAGAAGUUAAUUGAAAGAGAAAGAAGUAAAUGGAAAAUAAGACCAUUUGAAGAGGUUAAAGAAUAUGUUAAUGAUUGGCUGCAUUAUUUUCAAAUUAAUGAAAUGUUUAAGAAAGAUAUGCUACAAAGAGGUUUUGCUGAUAAAGAGUCUAAAUUUCAGAAAGAAAUAUUGAAUAAUGAAUUCAAAAGUUUAGCAAGAAUGUAUAAAUUAUUGUUGGAAUGGUAUACAAAGGAUGAAGAGGUGAAAUCGGUUAUGAUUGACUGGGCCAAAGAUUUUGGAUAUAAUAUACAAAUUAUAUACAAAUAUAAAAUCGGUUAUGAUUGACUGGGCCAAAGAUUUUGGAUAUAAUAUACAAAUAUACAAAUAGAUGAUUGGUUAAAAUUGUGGAAAGAUGGAAUAAGAUUUACGGCGUGCACUGCUAUAAAAGAAAAUGUAAUGAAGAUGAUGUAUCGAUGGUAUAUGACACCUGUAAAACCGGUAAAGAUGUAUAAGAUAAGUAAUAAAUGUUGGAAAUGUAGAGAAAAGGAAGGAACGUUUUACCAUAUGUGGUGGGACUGUAAAAAAGUUAAAAACUUUUGGGAAAUGAUUUAUAAUGAAUUGAAGAAAGUAUUGAAAUAUACAUUUGUAAAGAAACCAGAAGCGUUCUUACUAGGAAUAAUAGGUAAUGAGAUAGAUAAGAAAGAUAGGAAGAUAUUUUUAUAUGCAGUGUCAGCAGCAAGAACUUUGAUGGCCCAGAAGUGGAAACAAGAAGAGUUACCUACGACUGAAGAAUGGAGAAUGAAAAUGAUGGAUUAUGCGGAACUCGAUAGACUAACAGGAAGGAUCCAGAACCAACGUGAUCAAAGAUUUACAGAAGAUUGGAUGAAAUUUACUGAAUAUAUGCAAAAAUUAAGUGAUAAUCAGAUAACGUUUGUAAGUUUUAAGGAAGCUCUGUGAAGAGAAAAGGUAGGAAUAUUGUUAGAUUGUAAAAAAUUAAUUAAUAAUAUGGUGAAUUAAAUUUAAGAAAUGUGGAGAAAGUAAGUACUAGGAAGGUUUUUCAGGCGGGAGGAGGGAAGUCAAUAAGGAGGAAUUUGGAUGUAAAAAAAGAUGUUUUGGAUGUAUAAUUUGUUAUGGAAAAAGAAUAAAAAAAUAUAUUAAAAAAAACACAAAUACCUGACGAUGGUGCUGUUUGCCCAUCUCUUCCAGACAAAGACAUGUCUGCAGUUUCAACAGUCCCUCUGAUUUUGCUGGUGCUCCUGGGAACAUCUGCCAGUGCACUGGAUUGGUCCCUGGAAGGAGAAUGAAAAGGAUGGAAGGAAGUUCACGCCAAGCAAUACCUCAAGGUGCGUUUGCCGUGACAAGAUGUCAAUUUCCCCAAAGUAAUAGCACUGUUGAUUAUUGCAGAGAGAAAUUUCCCUUGGGAAAUUCAACUUUUCUUCAAGGGACCUAAAGGCAAAGACACUCUGUGCACAUGCAAAGUGCCUGGUUCCUUAUAAAAACGUAUUUGCUUUGUUGGAUUAGACAAAGGUUCCCUCAAAUUCAGCAUUGCGUUCUAGUGAGGGAAGUUUUCUUGGACAUAUGGGCCACAGCCAUUCUGUGCCCCCAGCAGCUGGUAUUCAGAGGUAGACUGUUCCUGGGCAUGGAGAUUCUUAUAAUGACCAGCUGGAAAAGGAACAUUUCAGAGGCAGGCAGCACCAAAUGGGCUCCUUUGGAGGAAGGUGAGAGGUAUAAAUAAAUAUAAUGGUGGUGGCCUUUUAGUAGAAUAAAAAUAAUAGCAUUAUUUUUUUCCCCUUGCUUUUUAUUUUUGUCCUAAAUUUAUUUGCCUUCUCACACGAGAUAAAGAAGAAAAUACAGUUAUAAAAGGGGGAACCAGUGAAAUUUAUAAAAUAUUAGUAGAAAUGGAGGAUCAAGAAGAUCAAUUAAGGAGUUCGUUUUACAUAAAUGUUUACUAGAUAAAUGAACUGGAAUUCCUCUCAAAAUGUAGAUCAUUCUGGGAAUAAUGUCCUGAGAGUGCGUUCUAUGUUACAAAUCAAACAUUGCUAGGAGGUUUUUCUUUUUGUUUUCUAAUGUAUUUCUUGUCGGGAGCUCCGUUUGAACGAGCCUUUGAAACCGCCUCUGACAAACAAUUAAUGACCUCAAGCCUUUGAUAAGGCUCCAAGCACAUUCUUCAAGCAGCAGAGUUCCCGGCAGGGAAAGAUGAGAUCGUAUGAGCUACAUUUUUAAAGAGUUUUAUUUCUAAACUACGCAGAACAAAAAAGACAUCCUCUCUCUAUGAAAGCAGAGAGCAACUGAACAAAGGAACAAAGGAACAAAGGAAGGAGGAAACCACUAACGUCACAUCCCGUCUCCCUUCCCGUGAGACUGCCAACAGUCUGGAAGCCCUGGAAUGUAAACACAGUCCUGUGACUCCAAGCAGCUGCACAGUGAGAAACAGAAACUAACAUCCUCCCCCUUUCUGUGAACACCACUGGGCAGCGUGUCAGUACAAUCUCAGUACAAACCCAAUUUCUGUACAUAGGUACAGUGUUGAUCCUUCGGAACAACCUUGGACAAUAAAUCAGCAGGAAUUUCAUUACCUGGCAUGUAGGACACUGUUACGAGUCCUUUCUGCACACAUUCUCUAGCAUGUUGCAGCUUCAAUUGCAAGUGCUUCGUGCUUUGCUUACAACCUUCAGAUGUCAGCAAAGCCAAACAUGCUUUGUUGUCCUGAUAAACCUGGAUUGGACAUUUGACAGGAAUUCUCAUGUCUUUGCACAACUGUAACAACCAUUCACAAUCCACAAGUGAAUAAGACAGUGCAUUCAGUUCAGCUUCACAAGUACUUAAGCUAACUGUUGUUUGCUUCUUGCACGACCAAUCAAAUAGACCCUGAUUGCACAUGUAGCAAACUCCAGACGUGCUUUUCCUGUCUGUAGUGUCACUUCCAAAACUCGCAUCAGCAAAUAUCUCAAGACCUCCAGACUUCUGAUUGUUAAAUCUCAGUCUGUAAUGCAUAGUGCCUUUCAAAUAGCGCGCUAUGCAUUUCAGAGCUUUCCAAUCCUUAACCGUAGGAUUGUUGACUUGUCUGCUUAGCAAAUUACAGCUAACUGCAAUGUCAGGUCUUGAACAUCUGGCAAUGAAGUUUAGUUUGCCUAGCACACUUCUGUACAGUGUAGUGUCAGAAAAUGCUCCUUCAGUGUCAUCUAGCUGAUAACCUGUUGUCAUCGGUGUGUCUACAGGGUUAGCAUCCAUCAGGUUUAGUUUGCUUAACACAUCAGCAAUUUUCUGUAACUGGUGUACUAGAAUAUUACCAUCUUGGUCUCUCUUUAUUUCCAGAGAUAGGUAGUUGGUUACCUCACCAAGAUCUUUCAUGUCAAAGUACUCCUUCAGUUGAGCUAGGGCACUAUUGUACAUUUUGACAUCCUUCCAAAAGAAAAGAAUAUCAUCAACAUAAAACAAGCAAUACACCUUAUUUUGCCCUUCCUCUUUGACAACUACAUAAGGAUCAGCUUUACCUUGCUGAAAACCUAGAGAAAAUAACACUUCAGUGAGUUUAGACUGCCAGCAUCGUGCACUUUGUUUGAGACCAUAUAGGGACUUCUUCAGAGAACAAACAAAUCCUUGUUUUACCUGUAUGCCAUCAGGUGGAAGCAUAUAAAGUAAUUCACCUAAGGUUCCGUACAAAAAUGCUGUAUUCACAUCGUGAUGAGAAACGUGUAGAUUCUCUUUUGCAGCAAAUUUGAACAUAUGCCUAAUGCUCUCAUACCUCACGGUGGGUGAGUAGGUCUCGUGAUAGUCUUCUCCUGGUACCUGUGAAAAACCUCUGGCUACCAAUCUGGCUUUGUGUCUGACUAUCUUGCCAUUUUGAUCUGUCUUUGCUUUGAAUACCCAUUUGCUGCUAACCAGCCUCAUUCCUGGGACUACUGGAACUAGCUCCCAUGUUUUGUUCCUCUCUAAGGAAUCAAGCUCAGCCUUCAUGGCAUUUAACCAUGGCUCAGCAUCCUUCGAGUCCAAAGCCUGGAUCUCUUGGAAACUUGAAGGUUCAGAUACCUUCUUGGGGCUAUUAACAGCAGUUACAGCUUUUGCUGCUUUAGCAAAUUCAUUAGCAAAUCUCUUUGGAGGUCUGCCUUUUGUGGCUCUUUCAGACCUGCGAAUCAGACGUAGGUCUUCAACACUCUCCUCUUCUUUCUUAGGAGAAAAGUGGCCUAUAAUGAACAGUGGUUCCUCCAAUUCUCGAUCAGAGCCUUCAGAGGGUCACAUAGAGGCCUUGGCACUCUUGAAAUCCUCUGAACCAUCUGUUUCAAUUUCAGAUUCAGAAUCAGAACCUUCAUCAGUGGGUGUGGAGUUUUGCUGCUGUUUAUCCUCAGAUUCUUCAGGAUAACAUUGGAAAAUUCCCACAUUCUCCCCCCACUUGGCAUUAUACUCAACACUUCUAGUGAGCCUAAUUGUCUUAGAGUCAGUCGUAAUUACUCUGUAAUAACCUUUCUGAUAUCCUAGAAAGAUAGCAUGCAAACCACGUUUGCCUAACUUGGAGCUUUGUGGUGUGUGAACCCACAUGACAGAACCAAAAAUUCUCAUGUGCUUGAUGAAUGGUUUCUUGCCAAACAUCUUUUCAUAGGGGGUACAACCAAUCGGUGAUGAUAAUCUGCAAUUAUAAGUGUAAACAAAACAGCUGAGCGAUUCUGCCCAAUAACUCUCUGGAAGAUUGGCAUCAUGCAGCAAGGUUUUCAAGCCUUGAAGCAAUGUUUGGCUUGCCCUUUCACAAAGUCCAUUCUGCCAUGGCGAAAGAGGACUAGACAGAUCAUGUUGAAUUUCUUUCCCAGUCAGAAAAGCUUCAAACUGCUGAGAAGUGAAUUCUCCCCCUCGAUCUGUAAACAAACAUUUCACCUGUUUGUCAUGCACAUUUUUCAACCAAGCACAAAAUUUCUUGAACCUAGGAAACACUUCUGAUUUCUGCUUGAGAUUGAACACAUGAAUAUACCUGGAAAAUAAAUCAAUGAGGACCAUGAAGUACCUGGCUCCACCCAAAGAGGGUGUUAGAGGACCAACGAGAUCAGCAUGCACUACCUGGUAUGGUUCUGUAGCUUGUCUACUAGACACCUUACCUUUUGCAGCCAUUUUGACCUUGUUUGCUGCACAUGCCUUACACUUCAUGUGGUACCUGCAGGGUUCAACUAAAGCAGGCAUUUUGGAAACUGCCUCGAAGUUUAAAUGACCAAAUUUCCUGUGAUAAUCAUGAAUACAUCCUGCAUGCAAAACCUUGUUAGUAUCUGCAAUACAAGAAGUUUCAUCCUGCACAACAUCAACAGAAUCAUCAUAAUGCAAUACAAACAAACGAUCAACAUAAUCAGCAUGCAAUACAAAGUCAUCUUUCUUGGUGAUGGUGCACUUCCUCUUCUUGAAGGAAACGUCUAUGUCCUGUUCAGUCAGCUGCGAGACACUCAGUAGGUUAUGUGCAGCAUCUGGAACAAAAAGAACGUUGCGUAUCUGUAGAGUUUGGUGAUUACAGGGUUAACUUAUAGAGUUUGGUGCUUCGUGUCUGAGGGAGGGUUUUUUCUAUAAGAAGUCAGCCAGGAUGUCACGUCCCAGUUUCUUUGUUCUGUGAUUCUAGUUUCGUUUUCAGUCAGAGCUGAGUCGGAGUGUGUUUGAACUAUGAGAAGAAAGAUGUGUGAAAGCUCGGACGGAACAAUUUACUGCUUGUAAAUAAUAAAGCUUCUAGAUUAGAAGAUUCUGUCUCUGGACUGUUUCACUCCCUAUUCUCCCACAACAGCAACGCCGCUGCAUCUCUGCUACUACUUCUGCCUCAGCUGAAGUGUUUUCCCAGAAGAUUGCACUGAGAGGGAAAGCAGUGUUUUUUGGCGCAGGGAAGCGUACUGGACAGGCAGAAGUCCAAAAGGUUAUGGAAAGUUGACGUUUUGGUUGCUAAGCGAUGAGAAGGGAGUGCAGAGAGACGUCUGCCAGCUGGAUCUCCUGCCGGGAAGCAAAGACAGUUUCUGAGGUCGCUGGUGAAGAGAGGGGAGCAGAGCCUUCUUCGGAAACCCAGUUGGCAGACUGAGUAAGUACUCAAGUCACAGAAGGGAGGGAAGAUAUGGCUCAGCCCCAGAUGUGUCAUGUUCCCUUUGAGAGCCUAAGUGGGACUAAUUGGAGUGAGUGGUCUGUUCGCAUGAAGUUCUUCUUGCUGGGGGAACAGCUGUGGCAGUGUGUGCACCCCCCAAUGCCUGAAGCUGGUGGGAAGGCUGAGGCAAAGAUGGCUGCAGCUCAAGAGGAGGAGCAGCGUGUGCUGGGCAUUUUCAAAGCAAGUGUUGAGGCUUGUCUUUUGCCACUUGUGGAGCGUGUCAAAGAGCCAAGAGCUGCUUGGGAAUCCCUCCGAAAGGCAUGUGAGGCCGGAGUGAAAGGCAAGGGCCAAGAGAGGGCUGAAGUGACACCAGAGGGGGCAAACUCGUGCCCUGAGAGUCCAGUGAGUUCAGUGAGCCUAGUGGGGGCUGGAAAGAGCCCACAGAGGGCAGUGAGCCUGGAGAGCCCAUUGAGCCCAGUGAGGGCAGAAGGGACUGUGUCUGUGCUUGUUCCUGAUGGAAGCUGUGGCAAUACUUCAAUGCAUCUGUGUGAUGUACUGGGAGAGAGGCCGAGAGUUGUGAGGAAAGCAGUGGCAGGCUGUUUCUCUGGAAGCCCUGCACUCAGCAGAGAGGGUGCAGGCAGAAGUUCUGCUCCCAGCAGUGGUGGGGGGGGGGGCAGUCAGCAGUGAAAGCUCUGGAAAGCCUUUGUCUCCAAAAGUCUCCGAGAGUUGUUUUUGCAAAGAGUCGAAGGCAGACCGUGGGAAGCCUUGUUCUGCAAAAAGCUCCAAGGUCGCACAGCUGCAGAAAGAGCUGAUAAGAGACGGUUCUCAGCAGCAGAGACGUGGGAAAGCUUCAAAAGGCACAGGAGGUGCAGAGAACAGAGACAAGUCAUCGUUCUUUCAUCUUGCUGCAGCUACGGUAGCUGUGAAGGACAUUGGCAGAGCCCCCAGUCGGGGGGAGAGUGUUGCUGUGGCAACCGUGCAGGACACCUGCAAAGGCCCCAGCCAGGGGGACAAUUGAGGGGAGAGCGUUGCUAUGGCAAUUCUUGAGGAAGCUCAGCGAUAAGACACUGUCUCCAUUGUGAUUGACAGUGGAGUGACGCAUUGCCUCGUUCCCUUUUCUGGCCUUCUUCGAAACUGCAAGGAAGUAAAAACUGGUCGCUAUGUCUCCCUAGCAGAUGGGAGUAAACGGCCACUCACACAGACUGGGAUGCUUUAUUGUUCUUUUCUUGAUCAUGAAGUUCAGGCCUAUGUUGUUCCUGAGAUAGCAAAUUGCCUGUUAAGUGUAUCUGCUUUAGUAGCAGAUGGCUUCUGUAUAUCUUUUGUAAAUAACGUGUGUUCUUUUUCCAGGGAUGGCAAGGAGCUGUAUACUGUGGAAUGCAGGGACAGAUUAUUUACUGUACAGAUGCCAGUUGUUACUGAUGAUGCCACUGAGGAAGCAAGGGUGCAAUGUGUGAAUGUAGCACCACAUAGUGGUUGUGCUCAUCUCUGGCACAGAAGAUUUGGGCAUCUGGGUUGGAGUUAUGUUAAAAAAGCCCCUGAAUUAACAGAAGGGUGUAAAUUUAAGGCUUGUGAUAAAUUCCUGGAUUGUAGAGCCUGCAAACAAUCUAAGGUUGUCACAUGCUCUUAUCCCAAGUCAGAAAGGAAGACCACUAGUCCUUUUGAAUUGGUUCAUGCAGAUUUGUGUGGUCCAAUGUCUGUAGAGUCCCUGGGGGGCUCAAAGUUUGUUCUUCUUCUGGUCGAUGACUUCUCGAGAUCGGCUUGGGUUUUUUCUUUAAAAAACAAGGGAGAGGCUGCUGGGUUGAUCAAAGAUUGGAUCACAGCAGUAGAGGUAACCUUCUCCACCAAGGUGAAAAGUUUUCAAAGUGACAGGGGGGCGGAGUUCACUGGGUCUGCGUUGCAGAAUUUCUUCCGACAGAAGGGAAUCAGCCAUAGGUUGACCGCGCCCCAUAGUCCACACAGAAUGGAAUUGCGGAAAGGAAAAAUAGGACUUUGCAGGAAGCAGUGUCCACCAUUAUUUUUGAUGCAGGGCUACCGCAGCGUUUUUGGGCCAAAGCCUGGCGUUUUUCUGUUUUUACACAGAACAGAGUGUACAAUUCAAGUGUAGGGAACACACCCUAUUUCCUGCUGCACGGUAGGAAGCCCAAGGUGCAUUACCUCCGUGUGUUUGGUUGUGAGGCCUGGGUCCACAUUCCAAAGGCUCUGCACAGGAAGGGUGAGCCUGUUGGUUUCCAUUUCCUCACUGAGCAGCAAAUGCUUGUCACAAGACAAAUGUUUACAUUCCACAGUCAGAGUUACUGUUGGGUUCCCACGGGAAUGGGAGACUGGAUAUGACGUACACUGGUUUCCUGUAUUUCCGUGUUUCUUUUUUUUUUUUUUUUUAAAGAUAUUUAUUGAGAAUUUAAAAUUACAGAAAGAGAAAGGAAAAAACAAGAAAAAAGAAAAGGAAAAAAGGUAGACAAAAAGAAAGAUUAAACAAUAUAAGUCAAUAAAAACAAAAGUCAAAAAAACAAAAACAAAACACACAAUACAUCAGAAUCAAAAAACAAAAAUAAACAAAAAAUUUAAAAGCAAAUCCAAUAUUCCCAAAUCUUUAUCUUUCAUUUGCUUGUUUCAUUGACCUCCUCACACCUCCCUUUUUUGUAUUCUAGUUAUUAAUUAUCUCAGCAAAUCCUUUUCAUCUUUCACAAUAUUCUGUCAUUAAAUUACCUUAAUCUAUUUUAACCUUAUCUUACCAUAAAAAACCCUAAAGCUUAAAACUUAAAUCUUAUUUAUACCUAAUUCUUUUUAACAAAACAUAUUUAUACAUAAUUCUUUUUAACAUUUCUACUAAAGCCAAAUAGUUUCAUUCCAACAUUUUUCUAAUGCUCAUUAAUUUUACAAUGAUUUUCUAGGUGAAUAUUUAAAAUUUUCUUCCAAUCUUCAUCCGUCGUCUCUUCUUCCUGGUCUCGGGUUUUGUCAGUCCUUUCUGUCCCAUCCAUCUAGUCCAUCAACCUGGUGACCUUCUAUCCGAGGCUCUUAAGUCUUUUCCAUGUCCCUUCUGCAGGUCUUCUUCGUGUUUAUACCUGCACUUUACUUUAUCUUCUGCUGAUCUUAUUCUUAAUUUCCUUCCUUUCUCUCGGGGAGACUCCAACUUGACAAUAUCUUUAUCCCUUCUCAACAAGUCAGCCCAUUCUCCAUAGUCGACACUGAAAUCCAAAAGAUAUUUGAAGGCAUGUUUCAAAGUUCCUCCAAGGUUAAGGGCCCCCACAACUCCAAACUCCCCCUGGCCCAAAGCCAGAUCCGAAAAGUCAAAACAUCCCUGCAUAGGGGGAUCUAUCCAACUUCCCAUCUCCAGACCAAACAGUACUCCAUCUCUCCAAAUCUGACUUUCUCCAGAUUCAGUCGUCAAAAACAGCAACUUAUGUUCCUGCAAGGCCGCAGCUCUCUCCAUUUCUGGUACUUGAGGUUCAGCAACUACCUCCUCCUUUAUCUUCUUCACCACUUGCUCUGUCAAAGCACAUUCCUGGGUUAAUUCCUGAGUGGUUUCUAUAUAAGUAUUCACUGUUUGUCCAAAAUUUCCAACUGCAACAGUCAUCAAAUCCAUCUUCUCAUGUAGCUGUUCCAGUAAAGCACUUGUCUUGCAAAAAGCAAGCACUAAAGCUUCUUCUGGGCACAUUCUUGUUCAAGGUCGGUGUCUAAUUCCCACGAUCUUUUAUCUCUACAGCUGUAGAAUUCCCCAGAUCGACUCCAGCAACAGUUUCACAAGCUCCCUCUAGAGGAAACAAUUUCUAUUUGUAUCCGUCUUUUUAAAAGCAGAUCUAGCAACAAAGUUCCUUUCGUUUUCCAGAUAUUUUGUUUCUUUUAAGUGCAAAAGGGAACAUUGGAAUCAAUAUGUUUCUCUUUUUUAACUAUCUGUCAAAAACGUUUUAUCCACAGUCAAUGAACUUCCCCAAAGUGUCUGUCUCUGACACCCUGCUCCCAGAAUCAAGACGGUGGAAAUUUAUCUUUCUUUACUCUCUCUCUUCUGCAGGUUUAAACAGUCUAAAAAGACCCCCCCUCUUCUCCUGCUUCCAAGGGGGGUUUAGUAAUUUUAGCUGAUGGAAAUUUAGUCCUUUACAAACGACUUUCCAGACUCUAGCUUGUAAUGUCUUUGCUUCAAUCUAUUUACAAAAGCGGAAGGUGGACUUCCUGUUUAGACCUUCCCGCUUCAGUGCCAAAUUAAAAAGUUUCAUAAUCCAAUUUUCCGUUCUACUCACGGGCAGUUGUUUAAAAUCCAAUUGUCCACAGGAAAAAGUCAGCGCUCUCCGGCAACAGCAAUGCGGCUUCACUCCGUGAAAAGAGCAGUCGAUUCGAAGCACCGCGCCAUUCACCCCACGUCGCUCCGGAUCCCCAAAACCGGGUUCCCCGCGAGUAGGGGAGGCGCAAAAGGUGCCAGCCGAAUCCCACGUCCACAGGCUUCUCCCGCCUGUGGUUUUUAGUGGGUCUCCGCCUUGCCGCGGCGGUCCAGACCCUGGUUCUCACGAAGCGGAUUCCUCCUGGUCAGAGGAAAUCCGCCAUUGCCGGAGGCGGUAACCCGGAAGUCCCCUGUUUUUCAGUGUUUCUCUCGGCUUUCUUUGUGUCGAGAGGGAGUUGCUUCUCUGCUCUCACAGAGGCAGGAUGCAUGUUUGUAUUCUCUCAGCAUAGAGUAGUCCUCUGGACACGUUCCAGUUUGUCAGUGUCCUUCUUGAACUGUGGUGCCCAGAACUGGACACAGUACUCCAGGUGAGGUCUGACCAGAGCAGAAUACAGUGGCACUAUUACUUCCCUUGAUCUAGAUGCUAUACUACUAUUGAUGCAGCCCAGAAUUGCAUUGGCUUUUUUAGCUGCCGCGUCACACUGUUGGCUCAUGUCAAGUUUGUGGUCAACCAAGACUCCUAGAUCCUUUUCACAUGUACUGCUCUCAAGCCAGGUGUCACCCAUCUUGUAUUUGUGCCUCUCAUUUUUUUUGCCCAAGUGCAAUACUUUACAUUUCUCCCUGUUAAAAAUCAUCUUAUUUGUUUUGGCCCAGUUCUCUAAUCUGUCAAGGUUGUUUUGAAGUGUGAUCCUGUCCUCUGGGGUGUUAGCCACCCCUCCCAGUUUGGUGUCAUCUGCAAAUUUGACCAGGAUGCCCUUGAGUCCAUCAUCCAAGUCGUUGAUAAAGAUGUUGAAUAAGACCGGGCCCAAGACAGAACCCUGUGGCACCCCACUAGUCACUCUUCUCCAGGAUGAAGAGGAACCAUUGAUGAGCACCCUUUGGGUUCGGUCAGUCAGCCAGUUACAAAUCCACUGAGUGGUAGCAUAGUCAAGACCGCAUUUUACCAGCUUCUUUACAAGAAUAUCAUGGGGCACCUUGUCAAAUGCCUUGCUGAAAUCAAGGUAGGCUACAUCCACUGCUUUCCCUUCAUCUACCAGGCUUGUAAUUCUGUCAAAAAACAAGAUCAGGUUAGUCUGACAUGACUUAUUUUUCAGAAAUCCAUGCUGACUAUUGGUGAUCACAGCAUUCCUUUCUAGGUGCUCACAGACUGUUUGCUUAAUGAUCUGCUCCAGAAUCUUCCCUGGUAUUGAUGUCAGACUGACUGGGCGGUAAUUAUUUGGGUCCUCAAAUAAAGACACAAUAAAGACACAAAGCCAGAUUGGUAGCCAGAGGUUUUUCACAGGUACCAGGUGAAGACUAUCAUGAGACCUACUCACCCACCGUGAGGUAUGAGAGCAUUAGGCUUAUGCUCAAGCUUGCUGCAGAAGAGAAUCUACAUGUUAGUCACCACGACGUGAAUACAGUGUUUUUGUACGGAUCUCUAGGUGAAUCUCUUUAUAUGCUUCCACCUGAUGGCGUACAGGUAAAACAGGGAUUUGUUUGUGCUCUGAAGAAGUCCCUUUAUGGUCUCAAACAAAGUGCACGGUGCUGGCACACUAAACUUACUGAAGUAUUGUUUUCUCUAGGUUUUCAGCAAGGGAAAGCUGAUCCAUGUGUAUUUGUCAAAGGGGAGGGGCAAAAGAAGCUGUAUUGCUUGUUUUAUGUUAACGAUAUUUUGUUCUUUUGGAAGGAUGUCACAAUGUACAAUAACACCCUAGCUCAACUGAAAGAGCACUUUGACAUGAAAGAUCUUGGUGAGGUAAACAACUACCUAUCUCUGGAAAUAGAGAGAGAUCAAGAUGGUAACAUUCUAGUACACCAGUCACGGAAAAUUGCUGAUGUGUUAAGCAAACUAAACCUGAUGCAUGCUAACCCUGUAGAAACACCGAUGACAACAGGUUAUCAGGUACAUGACACUGAAGAAGCAUUUUCUGACACUACACUGUACAGAAGUGUGCUAGGUAAACUGAACUUCAUUACCAGAUGUUCAAGACCUGACAUUGCUGUCAGCUGUAAUUUGCUAAGCAGACAAGUCAACAAUCCUACUGUUAAGGAUUGGAAAGCUCUGAAACACAUAGCUCGCUAUUUGAAAGGCACUAUGCAUUACAGACUGAGAUUUAACAAUCAGAAGUCAGGUGGUCUUGAGAUAUUUGCAGAUGCAAGUUUUGGAAGUGACACUACAGACAGGAAAAGUACGUCUGGAGUUUGCUACAUGUACAAUCAGGGUCUAUUUGAUUGGUCAUGCAAGAAGCAAACAACAGUUAGCUUAAGUACUUGUGAAGCUGAACUGAAUGCACUGUCUUAUUCACUUAAGGAUUGUGAAUGGUUGUUACAAUUGUGCAAAGACAUGAAAAUUCCUGUCAAAUGUCCAAUCCAGGUUUAUCAAGACAACAAAGCAUGUUUGGCUUUGCUGAAUUCUGAAGGUUGUAAGCAAAACACGAAACACUUACAAUUGAAGUUGCAACAUGCUAGGGAAUGUGUUCAGAAGGGACUCGUAACGGUGUCCUAUAUGCCAGGUAAUGAAAUUCCUGCUGAUGUAUUGUCCAAGGUUGUAUCAAGGGAUCAACACUGUACCUAUGUGCAGAAGUUGGGUUUGUACUGAGAUUGUACGAACAUGCUGCCCAGUGAUGUUCACAGAAAGGGGGAGGAUGUUGGUUUCUAUUUCCUCACUGAGCAGCAAAUGCUUGUCACAAGACAAAUGUUUACAUUCCACAGUCAGAGUUACUGUUGGGUUCCCACGGGAAUGGGAGACUGGAUAUGACGUACACUGGUUUCCUGUUUUUCAGUGUUUCUCUCAGCUUUCUUUGUGUCGAGAGGAAGUUGCUUCUCUGCUCUCACAGAGGAAGGAUGCAUGUUUGUAUCCUCUCAGCAUAGAGUGUAAAUAAACUUUAGCAAUGUAGCACAUUUACCUGCUUAUCCUUUUGCUGCUGGACUACUCUGCUUGGGCUCAAGAUAAGACGAGCCUGUACCAGUUCCAGAUGGGCCGGAGCUGGUCAAACUGACAGAGCCAAGGUCUAAGAAAAUGAUCUUUGUGGGGUAUGAGCUGUCGGUUUGUAAGCCCCCUCCACAGAGGCUGGCCCCUCUCACAGAUUUCGGAGCUUGCUUACCGGUAACCUCCUCUGGCUGAUAUCCAGACAGACCAGGGAGAUUUUGAUAGGUGACAUUUUCCCAAGCGUGGGUAAAAUGCACACCCCUCCUCCUGCUUCCGCAGGGGAAAGAAAAGUAGUCAGAAAUCUAUUUACAUGAUGUUUAUUUCUGACAUUACAGCACUACAGAAAAACAUGUCCUUUCAGUUCAGUUCUUCCAGCACGUCUGACAAACUUCCUGUACACAAGCAAACGGAAGGUUUCAAAUUACACUCUUCACAGAGACUUUUCCAGCCUGUGAACUUCCUGGGAAAUUCUUCUUUCCCACAGAUAGGCGCAUCAUGUGAUGUCAACAAUCUGGCUGUUUGCAGCUGCGAUGUUUCCAUAUACUGACAUCCUCCCCCAUAUGAAUCAUCGUUAGCUGCGGACAAAGCUUGAUCCAGAGAAGAAAACAAACAGUUGUUAUACAUAUAACAAUCCCCUGUUGUUUCAGUUCCACCCUUGGAACUACCCGCCACUGGUUUCACCAAUGAAACUCUCUGGUUGUCUGUUUUCCAAGGAAUGAGUGCAUCUGCAUUACGUUAGCUAGGAAAUGUAGUGUUACGCUUAGCAACUCCCUGUUGUGUCUUUGUCUCUGACUUAGACAUACCCUUAACCGGACCACAGGUAUGAAGUUUACGGCAUGUAAUGCCUUAAGAGAGAAUAUUAUGAAAAUGAUAUACAGGUGGUACAUGACACCAGUCAAGCUUGCAAAAAUCUAUCAUUUGCCCGAUAACAAAUGUUGGAAAUGUAAAGAAACUGAAGGUACAUUCUUUCACCUUUGGUGGACAUGCCCAAGGAUUAAGGCUUUCUGGGAGAUGAUUUAUAAUGAAUUGAAAAAGGUAUUUAAAUAUACCUUCUUGAAGAAACCAGAGGCCUUCCUUCUGGGCAUAGUCGGCCAAUUGGUGCCAAAGAAGGACAGAACUUUCUUUAUGUAUGCCACAACAGCAGCAAGAAUACUUAUUGCAAAAUAUUGGAAGACACAAGAUUUACCCACUCUGGAAGAAUGGCAGAUGAAGGUGAUGGACUAUAUGGAAUUGGCGGAAAUGACUGGCAGAAUCCGAGACCAGGGAGAAGAGUCGGUGGAAGAAGAUUGGAAGAAAUUUAAAGACUAUUUACAGAAAUACUGCAAAAUUAAUGAAUGUUAGAAUGAUGUCAGAAUGAAGUUAAGUGGUUUUAGCAGCAAUGUUAUAAAGGUGUAUGUAAAAAUAGAUUGUUAAUAGGUGAGAAUCCAAAGCUAUAAUAUAUUAAGUUAAAGGAUUAAGACAAAAACAAAGAGGGAAAGAAAUUGCUGAAUUAACCAAUUGAACUAAAAUACAAAAAAGGGAGGUGAGAGGAGGUCAGGGAAACAAGGAAAUGAAAUGUAAGGUACGGAAAGAUUGAUUUGUUUUUAAGUUUUUUUAUCUUUUUUCUGUAUUUUGUAUUUUGUAUUUUUUCUUUUUUUCUUUUUUCUUUUGUUUCUUUUCUUUUUAUCUAUGUAAUCUUCUGUUUUUGAAACCUUAAUAAAUAUUAUUUCAAAAAAAAAAAAUAGACAUACCCUUAACCUGGCUUGAGUUGUCAACAAUAGCAAUACAUGCAACAGCUGAACUAGCAAACUCUUGAGAAUACCUCUUGGGUGGUACGCCCUUUGUGAUUCUCUCAGACCUGCGUAUGAGGUGCUGAUCCUCCUUGCUGACUGGUUCAGUCUCAGGACUCUUUGGAGAACCAGUUCCAAUAGUAAACAGUGGUUCAUCCUUCACUUGUGAAGGUCUAGCUUCUGUGUGUGAACCUUUCUCAAUGACUGUGUCAACAGAACUCUCUGAGCUUUCUGUGUCACUUUCAGUACCACUAUAAUCAGAAAAAUCAAAAUCAUCAUCUGAAUUGUCAUCAGUGGGAAAUGUGUGAAAAAUUACUCUCUCCUGUCCAGGAGCACUUUCUAGAAAUUUUGUGAGAAUCACCUGACCAGAUUCAGUCAAAAUUACUCUGUAGAGACCCUUUUCAUAACCCACAAAAAUGCCUCUGGCAUUCGCCACCCCAUCUGGAGUUUCAGUCCUGAUUUGAGACCCAAAAACCUUAAAAUGUGUGACAGAAGGUUUUCUUUGGAACAGCCUCUCAAAAGGAGAACAUUCCAUACCCUUUGAAACCUUUCUCACCCAAGUGUAACAAAAACAAGGUAAAGACUCAGCCCAAAACUCAUGUGGCAAGUGUGAACUCAGCAGUUGUGCCUUCAUGCCAUUCUGCAACUGUUUGUUCACUUUUACAUAAACAGUUUUGUUCCCUGCAGCUUCAGAAACAGCAACCUUGUGCUCUAUCCCUUGCUUCUCAAGGAAAUCCUGAAAAUCCUGUGAAAGAAAAAUUGGCUUCUCAUCUGGGAAAAGAAAAUCAAUAUUAGCAUUAUGAACACUCUUAACCUUAUCACAAAACUCCUUAAACCUUUCUAAGGUUUCUCUGGGAUUCUGCAAAAUGUAUAUCCAUACAUAUUGAGAAAAAUGAUCAACAAAUACAAGAUAGUAUUUUGCAUUACCUCUAGAUGGUGCUAAAGGACCAAUUACAUCAGCAUACACUCGCUGAAAAACUCUGUUAAUCUUUGUUGCCUUUCCUCUCGAGUCUUCUUUCGAGAUACCUGCAAGAGAAAGCAUUUUAGAUUCACAUGCUGUGCACAUUUUAUAAUCAUUUUUAUCAAAAGUUAACAGAUACAGUCCAUCUUUCUCUCUUGCAGAAAGCUACAGCUCUCCAUCUUUGUAGAUUUUGCAACUUUCCUCAUCAUAGGAUAACACCAGUUUCUUCUUAGAGAUUUGAGAAACACUCAGCAAAUUGUACUUUAAAUCAGGAACAAAAUAAACAUUGUUUAUAGUCAAGUUCAGGCUUUCUAGAUACACAGUUCCGAUCCCAGUUGCUUCCAUUUCCUGACCGUUGGCCAGUUUCACAGUGAAGCGUUGCUUCUCAAACGUAGAAAACAGGUCUCGGCGGGAUGCCAUGUGUUGCGUGCAUCCUGUGUCGAUAACAAAAGCGUUUUCCACUGAUGAUGUGGCUUUUAGUGACAUCAAAGCCAUAUCUGGUUUUGCCUGGGACUGGGUAUGACCUUUGUUUGACGCCUCAGGCUUUACAGAGCUCCCUCUAGCUCCUUUCUCCUGACAUGGUGUCUCCUGACGAACAGCGUUCUGAGCUACAGCUUUCUCCUCUGUAGCAAUUGUAGUGGGGGUGCUUGAUUUCUGAGCUUCACUCCCCCCAUCAGCAACAGCCAUUGCAGCAAAAACAGGAUCAUCAACAGCAUCAGUAGCAACAGUCCCUUCUCUUCCCUUUUGUGGCUCAAAGCUCCUCCCAGCUUUCGAUGAGCUCUCAAGAAUUUGGCUAGCUUCAUCUUGGCUCUCCCCCUUUGGUGCAACCAAUUCUCGGUCCUUGCUUCCCACCCCAGCUUCACAAGCUUUCCGGAGUGACUCCCAAGCGACCCUUGGUUCUUCUGCACCCUUUAGGACUGGCUCAAGAUAAGUGUCCACAUUUUCUGCCAAAAUUCUGAUCACACACUGCUUCAAAUCACUUUGAAUUGCCGCCUUCUUCCCCUGUGAUUGUACAGCAACAGGCUCUGGGGUCUGGACUAAGUCCCAUAAUUGCUCUCCCACCAGCAUGAAUUCCAUUUCAAAUGACCAUUCUAGCCAGUUUUGGCUAUUCAGUUUCUGAGAGAACAGAGCCAUCUUUAAUCCCAAGCUGCAGCUUCAGCUACAAGAAGAAGAAGAAGAAGAGUUUGGAUUUGAUAUCCCGCCUUUCACUCCCUUUAAGGAGUCUCAAAGCGGCUAACAUUCUCCUUUCCCUUCCUCCCCCACAACAAACACUCUAUGAGGUGAGUGGGGCUGAGAGACUUCAAGGAAGUGUGACUGGCCCAAGGUCACCCAGCAGCUGCAUGUGGAGGAGCGGAGACGCGAACCCGGUUCCCCAGAUUACAAGACUACCGCUCUCAACCACUAGACCACACUGGCUGGAAAAUCCAAAAGUCUAUAUCCUGUUUACUAGCUGCUUUGCACCUGGCAGUCAGCCCAGCUGCCUGGAAUUUUCCCUUCCGAGAAUCUGUAAACAAUAAGCCUUCCGCUGCAAUCCAACAGCAAUCAGCAAGCUGCGCUCUACUUGGAAAGUCCCUUUCCAACAGUUUGUUUACAACAAGCGUCGCUGAAAAACCCAGCCUUGCUUUCGCUUUUGAAGCUUCUUUUCUCUCUUUGCUCUUUAAGGUAACCAGCUCAUAAAUUUUAGCUCAAAAAGUACUCACGAUUCCGUCUCCAAGCAACGGCAGCUCUUAUCAGCUCUGGAAUGUGAAGUAUGUUGCUGCUUCUCCGCUCUGUUUUAUCCAAAACAGGAGCCUUUUUCUCAGUGAACCGAAGACUUUUAAAUUCGCGUUCACCAUCCAGCCAUAAAUCAGCAUCGCAGAGAUACGUGGAUCGGUGCUUAUCAGCAAAAAAAAGUCUCCCACCUGGUGCUUCAGCUUGUUGUGGCAACCAUCGGGCUCUGCUACCAUUUGUCGGUUUGCAAGCCCCCUCCACAGAGGAUGGCCCCCUCACAGAUUUCGGAGCUUGCUUACCGGUAACCUCCUCUGGCUGAUAUCCAGACAGACCAGGGAGAUUUUGAUAGGCGACAUUUUCCCAAGCGUGGGUAAAAUGCACACCCCUCCUCCUGCUUCCGCAGGGGAAAGAAAAGUAGUCAGAAAUCUAUUUACAUGAUGUUUAUUUCUGACAUUACAGCACUACAGAAAAACAUGUCCUUUCAGUUCAGUUCUUCCAGCACGUCUGACAAACUUCCUGUACACAAGCAAACGGAAGGUUUCAAAUUACACUCUUCACAGAGACUUUUCCAGCCUGUGAACUUCCUGGGAAAUUCUUCUUUCCCACAGAUAGGCGCAUCAUGUGAUGUCAACAAUCUGGCUGUUUGCAGCUGCGAUGUUUCCAUAUACUGACAUGAGCCUGGCUCAAAGGCUUGGAGGUUUGCAUACCCGAGUGGGAACCAGUCCAGACUGGUAAUCAGCAACAGUGCUGAUGUGAUGGCCUGGGAGUCUGAUUCAGAAGCUGAACCUGAGGAGUUCCAGCCUGCACAGGAGUCCCUGCCUCCAGGGCCGGCUGAGCCGGGGCAGGGGCUUGAAUCUGAAGGGCCUGCACCUGUGCCGGGUCCUCAGGAGCAGACACCAGAUGUAUCCACUCUGGCUCCGGAGGUGAUUGAGGGCCCAUUGCCUGCAGGUGUGCCUCUCCCAGCCCAGUCAGUGAAGCUGCUCCUGGGUCCAAUAACCCUCCAGCCUCUCCUGAGCUGCAGAGGCUCAGGGCAGAGAGGCGGAGGGAACUAAGUUCUCUGAGGAGGAGUGCUCGCCUUAAGGCCAGGAGAGGCGGGUCACCUGUGGGCCGGGACCGCCCCUGGCCUCAGAGGAAAUAAAGGCCAAUCAGCCCAGUCCCAGGUUGCAGGAGCAACGUCGUUGGAAACCUGUUUCUGCCAGCACCCAGCCCUGUUCUUCCAGAGUUCCCGACCACGCCCGGCUUCACGCUUUGGACCCCGCUUCACCCUUGGUGGACAUUCUCCAGAUCCUUGACCCAGGACCAAACUCUGACCACGCCACACGGUAACCUCCCCCCGGGACCAGCACAGCUGAGUUCUGUGAACAGGCUGGAUGGACACGUCUGCAUGCCAAUCCAGACGUGCUUUCACAGCAGUUCUUUGACUCAGAUGGUGAGGAGGAGGAAGAGGAACUUGCUGUUGAGGACCAAAGUCCAGAGCAGCAGAAUCCGCCACAGGGACGGAGUCCACAACAGGGGCAGUUCAGGAUCCCUCAGAGGGGGAGUCCCAAGACACCUCCUCAAACCACUGUCAAGUCUGAGCCAAAGAGUGAGCCCUCCUCACCUGCUGGACCGGCUGUCAGGUUCAAAAGGCGCAGCAGGUCAGAGGGGGAAGUCUCUGACACUGAGGAUAGUCUUGCUAGCCCUAGUGGGUCAGAGGAGGCACCAGGGUUCAUGCUGAGGAGGUCAGCAAGGCCAACCAAGGGCAAGCCACCUGAUAGGUUCGAGGUCACAAGUGUGUGGGUAGGUGUGGCUAGAUGUGAACCUGAAUCCUUCAAGGAUGUUCAAAAGUUGCCUCAGGAAGAAGCCAGCAAAUGGCAUGAGGCAAUGCAGAAAGAGAUGAGAUCAAUGGAGUUGCUUGGUGUAUUCUCGCUCACAAAAUUGCCGGCUGGCAAGCAAGCAGUGAGUUGCAGAUGGGUUUAUCGCCUUAAACCCACAGAAGCUGGAGAACCACAAUACAAAGUGAGACUUGUUGCCAGAGGUUUCACACAGAGAAAAGGGAUUCAUUUCACGGAAGUGUAUUCACCUACUUCUCGGAGUGUAACACAGCACAGAGAGGCUGGGAGGUAAACCACUUUGAUGUGGAUGUUGCCUACCUGAACCCAGAUCUUCAGGAGGAGUUGUACAUGCUCCCUCCUCCAGGUUUUGAGAUCAAUGGGCAAGGUAUUGUGUGGCGGUUACACAAACCCAUCUAUGGGUUGCGUCAAUCUGCCAGAAAUUGCAAUAUGUGUCUAAAUGAAGCCUUGGAAGAGCUAGGUUUCAGGAGAAGUGUUGCUGAUAGUUGUCUUUACCUGAAGGGGUCAGGUGCGACACAGGAGGCUGUGCAGGUCUUUGUUGACGAUCUUUUGUAUCUAGGACAGACAGGUGCACAGGUAGAGAAGUUUGCUAAGGAGCUUGGCAAAAGAUUCAAGCUCAAGCAGCUUGGUGCUGUUCGGACUUAUCUCGGUGCGGAUGUUUUUAGAACACAAGAUGGAAGUUUUUUGCUCAGCCAGAGAGGUAAAAUUGAGCAACUGCUUCAAAAGUUCAGCUUGAGUGAUUGUGCAGGUGUCAGGACCCCUAUGGAGGCUGGUUACAUGAAAGACAGCCAGCAAGUAGAACGCUCUGCGUUCGAAAACGCUGAAAUCUUUCAAUCAGCUCUAGGAAGUUUGCUUUAUUUGUCCCAGUGGAGCAGACCAGAUAUAGCCUUUACUAUUAAUCUGCUCAGCAGAGAAGCUUCAAGUCCUAAUGUGCAAGCCUGGAAUGGCAUCAAGAGGGUGCUACGGUAUCUCCAGGAUACCAAAGAUUUUUGCCUUAAGUUGUCAGCUCAGGGUGAGGUAAAGCUGACCUGUUGGGUAGAUUCGGAUUGGGCUUACUUGGAUGAUCGCAAGUCCAUGUCCGGCCUGGUGGUGAAGUUUGGGAACUCAGUAGUUGGGUGGAGGUCCAGAAUGCAAAGCCUUAUAGCGCUUUCAUCCACUGAGGCUGAGUUCAGUGCUCUUUCUGAAGCGUGCAGAGAGCUAGAGUUCUGUGCUUGUUUGGUACAAGAGCUCUGUGGAGUGAAUAGUUUGCCCGUCACGGUUUUCAAAGACAACCAACCGUGCCUAAAAUUGGCCGAGACGGGGCAAUUCAAGGCCAGGACCAAACACCUAGACAUUUGCUUUCAGAACGUGUGUCAGAGUGUUCACGAGGGAUUGGUUGUGCUGAAGUACUGUCCCUCAGCUAAGAACCUCGCUGAUGGUUUCACAAAACCACUGACCUUCCAGAGGCAUGGAGAGUUCUGCAAAGGUUUGGGUUUGGGUUAACAUUGGGUAUGUGUUUCCCCUCAGACACAAAGCAAGAGGGGGUGUAGAGUUUGGUGUUUAUAGGGUUAACUUAUAGAGUUUGGUGCUUCGUGUCUGAGGGAGGGUUUUUUUUACUGGACAGGCAGAAGUCCAAAAGUAUCGAUGCAUCCAAGCUGUGAAGAACAACCGUUCCGUAGCCUUGACUGGAGAUCGUGUGGUCAUCCGCUUAGUGAAUCGCACCUUCCUGCGGAGUAAAGGACACAAACAUUUGUUUGUCUUUGCAGACGUGUCUGGUCGCUCCCGAGUCGACGAUGAAGAAAGAUCUAGACGUCUUCUGGACCUUUGGAGUGAAGCGUGAGACCAUUGCCUUGUGUUGCAUUGUCCUAGACUUUGGACCUUUGCCUUUGCCUUUUCCACGCGUUGAGCUUUCGCUGCGCUGCUCUGUUGCCUUGGCCUUGGGAUGUUUGCACUCCCUUUUCACGUGGCCUAGACGUCCACACGAGUAGCAUUUCACUGCCUUCAAAGCUUUGGCGCCAUCUAGUGGUUCCACUGCAUUCUGGGAUGACGUCUGUGAGGACUCCCCCUUAGUGAUGCAGCUAGCACUACGCCGAUCCGCUUCAUUUAACACCACAGCAGUAACAUGCGCUACCGUUAGCUGAGCAGUAGGCAAAACAGCAAGCUGGCUGGCAAUCGCUUCCCAACUUGAACCCAAAGAAUGUAGAAUCAUGAAGGAAUACACAGCCUCUGGAAAGGUGAUUCCAUGCUGUUGCAACUCAUGCCUGAGAUUCUGCAUUUCCAUGAGGUGAGCACGGACAUCUGCUCCUUCAGCAAGUGCCAUAUCAUGCAACUUGGCAUAAAAGAACAAAGAAGCUCCUGCCUCCUUUCUUAAAUGUGAAUCUUUAAGACUGUCCCACAUCUGUUUGGCCGAGUCCUUGUCUCACAAAAGACAUAGCUCUUCAGGGGACACAAUAAGCGUCAGAGUUCCCCUUGCUUUGGAAUCCUUAGCCUUCCACUCAUCGGUCAUUGGAGCUGGGGGGGCUUCUGAUAUCACAUUAAACAGACCCUCUUUUCGUAGCAGAGCCUCUGCAUACUGCACCCAUUCCAAAUAAUUAUUUUUGACCUUUGGAAUUCCAAACACAUUCUCAAGAGCCUCUGUUACUCUUGGACUGGCCAUCUUGUGUCUUUAAAGCAGGCUGAGUCUCUUUACCAGCUGCAUUCCAAAAGCACACUGCAUAAGGCUUUUGCUUUCUCGCCGCAGCCUGUUAGAGCUUUGGAUAAAACUUCAAAGCCCACCCCUUAUUGCCAUCAAUUAGGAACUGGCAGGCUUCCCGGGGCUCGAGCACAUACCUCUCAACCAUCUUCUUGACACGCAGAGAAGAGAAGCUGCAUUCCGUUCUUCUGCCGUCCGUCUUCUGGGCCCUAAACAAAAAAUGUCGGGAGCUCCGUUCGACCGAGCCUUUGAAACCGCCUCUGACAAACAAUUAAUGACCUCAAGCCUUUGAUAAGGCUCCAAGCACAUUCUUCAAUCAGCAGAGUUCCCGGCAGGGAAAGAUGAGAUCGUAUGAGCUACAUUUUUAAAGAGUUUUAUUUCUAAACUACGCAGAACAAAAAAGACAUCCUCUCUCUAUGAAAGCAGAGAGCAACUGAACAAAGGAACAAAGGAACAAAGGAAACAGGAAACCACUAACGUCACAUCCCGUCUCCCUUCCCGUGAGACUGCCAACAGUCUGGAAGCCCUGGAAUGUAAACAUAGUCCUGUGACUCCAAGCAGCUGCACAGUGAGAAACAGAAACUAACAUUUCUUACCAAGAAAAAAGUCGGUGUGGCAUGAGAAAAUUUUUGUGUGGCCCAGAGAAAAAAGCUUGAGAACCACUGAUCCAUAAUUGAGCUUCCCAUUGCAGGAGGAAGAGGCAUUUCGUCGGGCUGUCUGGGAGAAGAACCUGCAGAGGAUUGAGCAGCAUAACCAGGAGGGGAACAGCUUCCAGCUGGCAAUGAACCACCUGGGCGAUUUGGUAACUGGAACUCUCUUGCAUUGCCCUUGUAACUGGUCAGCUUCCAUCUGAGCUGGCAAUUGUGAGCAUUCUCUUUGGGGGAACGCAGGUCUUGGGAGUGGUUGCAGUCCAGCUGCUGGGAGUGGAGAGGGAGGAUGCUGGUUUUGGCCAGUGACUUAAAGCUUUGCCCUGGGAUGCAGCCUCAGGAGUAGCUUGGCAGGGGUGGGCAUUCUGAAAAUCUGGAAGUAAGAGCACAGCAACUAUGGUUUCCUCCCACAGACGGACGAAGAGUUUAACAAGAUGCUCAGCAGCUUCCGUUCUGACUCGGCCGACCAACCAGGUAAAAAGGUUGCCUUGUUCCAAGGAUCAGCCAGCCUGGAGACCCCCAAGGAAGUUGACUGGCGCACCAAAGGUUAUGUCACCCCAGUCAAGAACCAGGUGAGUCCAGAACAACCUGAGGAGACUUAA
Messenger RNA from Podarcis lilfordi (Lilford's wall lizard), 28636 nucleotides. NCBI's taxonomy places the organism in Eukaryota, Metazoa, Chordata, Lepidosauria, Squamata, Lacertidae. The record is from the annotation of a GenBank genome assembly.